AAUCAAACAAUAGCGUACACCUUCACAAAGGUAUGAACACAACACAACCCGAGGUAGCAAACACUGAGGUUAGUUUGGGGGAUAGUUUUCGUGUGGGUAAAAAUUAUUGUCGUUAUUUUCAUUAGUUUACAUAAUGAUGGCAGAAGAUAAAGACAUAACGAUUCAAGAAUUUCAGUUGGAUCCAGACGCUGAAUUAAGAUUCGAAGUAGAAAACAAAAAUGAAACUGUUGUUAUAGAGGUGAAGAGUGGCUUAGCAGAAAUAUUUGGUACUGAACUAGUCAAAGGAAAACAGUACACAUUCCACACAGGAGCUAAAGUUGCAGUAUUCACAUGGCAAGGGUGUACAAUUGAACUCAAAGGGAGAAAAAAUAUUAGUUACAUUGCCAAAGAAACACCUAUGAUGUUCUACCUGAACUGCCAUGCCUGUCUGGAGCAACUACGGAUCAAGGCAGAAGCUGAUGCUGGUCGGGGACCUGUCACACUAGUUGUUGGCCCCAUGGAUGUUGGGAAGUCCACAGUGACAAGGAUAUUGCUGAACUACGCUGCUCGCAUGGGACGUCGACCCAUCUACGUGGAUCUGGAUGUGGGUCAGGGACAAAUUUCUAUCCCAGGCACUAUUGGUGCAGUGAUGGUUGAGCGGCCAGCCUCUGUGGAUGAGGGUUUCUCACAACAGGCACCUCUGGUCUAUCACUACGGCAACAAGAGCAUGGGCCAGAACUUGACCUUCUUCAACACUCUUGUGUCUAGGAUGGCAGAAGUUGUCCAUGAUCGGAUGCGUGCCAACAAGAAAGCAAAUGCCUCAGGGAUCAUAAUCAACACCUGUGGCUGGAUCAAGAAUGACGGAUACAAACAUCUAAUGCAUGCUGCUCAGGCGUUUGAGGUAGAUGUAAUAUUGGUCCUGGACCAGGAGAGGCUGUACAACGAACUGGUCAGAGAUAUGCCGAACUUCGUCAGGGUAGUGUUGCUUCCUAAAAGUGGUGGGGUGGUGGAGAGGUUACAAAACUACCGGUCAGACGCUCGUGACAUGCGUACGCGCGAGUACUUCUAUGGUGGGAAGACACCACUGCACCCUCACUCCUUUGACGUCAAGUGGGCGGAUCUCAAGAUAUACAAGGUGGGAGCACCCGCACUCCCAGACUCUUGUAUGCCUCUAGGCAUGAGAGCUGAGGACAACAUGACCAAACUUGUGGCUGUUGCUCCAGGUCCCAAUCUUUUGCACCACAUCAUAGCCAUUACAUUUGCCAACAGUGUAGACGAUGAUGUUAUAAGUACAAAUGUUGCUGGCUUCAUCUGUGUGACCAAUGUGGAUGUGGAGCGGCAGACAGUGACAGUUCUCUCACCGCAGCCCAGGCCACUCCCAGACACUAUCUACUUGCUGUCAGAGAUACAGUUCAUGGACAGUCACUGAACCUGUGCAAUUACUUUAUGUUGAUUUCAAUUGUAUUUUAAAAGUUAGUACAAUACAUUUUAUUUGGUUUUUAUA
Homalodisca vitripennis (glassy-winged sharpshooter) is the source of this 1483-nucleotide messenger RNA. RefSeq names its product protein CLP1 homolog. Bases 134 to 1408 code for a protein of 424 amino acids. The transcript is spliced from 8 exons. Gene Ontology annotation, molecular function: polynucleotide 5'-hydroxyl-kinase activity. Gene Ontology annotation, cellular component: nucleus; mRNA cleavage factor complex. NCBI's taxonomy places the organism in Eukaryota, Metazoa, Arthropoda, Insecta, Hemiptera, Cicadellidae. The record is from RefSeq and is a predicted model, not a curated record. Gene Ontology annotation, biological process: tRNA splicing, via endonucleolytic cleavage and ligation.